AAUGGGGCUGGUGGGGAGAGAAGAGGAGAAGAUUUCGUUUUAUGGUAAAAAAAGUCAUUUAUCUCGAUUAUUUCGCACGAAGAAAAAGAAGAAAACAAGGGGUCUGUUGUAUUUCAAAUACUAAGCCUCACAAAUAGGAUAUGAAAACUUUCUUCACAUUUGGAAUUGCACAGAAAAGACUAUUUAUCUCAUAGAGGCCUCCGUAAAAUUUUGGGAAAACGCCAAAGGAUGCUUUCUUAUUUGUCAAAGAAAAAUAAAAUACGUUAUAUAGAAUUAAUUAAUCAGUUAGAUAUUCGGGAAUCAAAAAAGCGUUAAUUGGAAGAGGUAUUUAGAAUUAUUUGAUUUAUUAGAUCUUGAAUUUGAAUGAACUAAUUUUUGCUCUCAGUAAUUCAUGAAAGAAUGAUUCGAAGAAAAACUUAUGAUUAUACCAGCUACAAGAAAAGACCUCAUGAUAGUAAAUAUGGGCCCCCAACACCCAUCAAUGCACGGCGUUCUUUGACUCAUCGUUACUCUCGACGGUGAAGAUGUUAUUGACUGUGAACCAAUAUUAGGCUAUUUACACCGAGGAAUGGAAAAAAUUGCGGAAAACCGAACAAUUAUACAAUACCUCCCUUAUGUAACGCAUUGGGAUUAUUUAGCUACUAUGUUUACGGAAGCAAUAACCGUAAAUGGACCAGAGUUGUUGGGAAAUAUCCAAAUACCUAAAAGAGCUAGCUAUAUCAGAGCAAUUAUGUUGGAGUUGAGUCGUAUAGCUUCUCACCUGUUAUGGCUCGGUCCUUUUAUGGCAGAUAUUGGGGCACAGACUCCUUUUUUCUAUAUUUUCAGAGAAAGAGAAUUAGUAUAUGAUCUAUUUGAAGCUGCCACCGGUAUGAGAAUGAUGCAUAAUUAUUUUCGUAUCGGAGGAGUAGCGGGUGAUUUACCUCAUGGCUGGAUAGAUAAAUGUUUAGACUUUUGCGAUUAUUUUUUAACAAAAGUUAUUGAAUAUCAAAAACUUAUUACACGAAAUCCUGUUUUUUUAGAACGAGUUGAAGGAGUAGGCAUUAUUGGGAGAGAGGACAUAAUAAAUUGGGGUUUAUCAGGCCCAAUGCUGCGAGCUUCUGGAAUACAAUGGGAUCUUCGUAAAGUUGAUCAUUAUGAAUGUUAUGAAGAAUUUGAUUGGGAAGUACAGUGGCAAAAAGAAGGUGAUUCAUUAGCUCGGUAUCUAGUCUGAAUUGGUGAAAUGACAGAAUCCAUAAAAAUUAUUCAACAGGCUUUAGAAGGAAUUUCAGGGAGGCCAUAUGAGAAUUUAGAAAUCCGAGACGUUGAUAGAGAAAGGAAUCCAGAAUGGAAUGAUUUUGACUAUCGAUUUAUUAGUAAAACACCUUCUCCUACAUUUGAAUUGCUAAAACAAGAACUCUAUG
Molecule: messenger RNA, 1400 nt
Organism: Humulus lupulus (European hop)
Lineage: Eukaryota; Viridiplantae; Streptophyta; Magnoliopsida; Rosales; Cannabaceae
Product: NAD(P)H-quinone oxidoreductase subunit H, chloroplastic
Exons: 1
Coding region: 569-1210 (213 amino acids)
Molecular function (GO): NADH dehydrogenase (ubiquinone) activity; NAD binding; quinone binding
Source: RefSeq, a predicted model, not a curated record